CGUGGCCUGGCGGAAUGGAAUUGUGAGAUCCGGAGCAACUAAGCUCCGUUCCUGCCAAUUGAAUUCAUUUUUGCACGGAAAAUGUCCCAUCUGGCACCACUCGGACGUGGCCGUGCCGGAUAUCUCUUGAGAUUGACCACAGCAUCUGAUACUGUAUACCUGGUCUUUUGCUUCUUGUUAAAUUCUCAAGCCUCAUUGAUUUAUCCUUGAGUAUUACACGUCUUGAAAACUCUUACAAUAUACGGGAAGAAUCUCGGAACCGACGACGAAUCACUGAAAUCAUGACCCUUGUGGCUACGCACGCAAUGUUUGCUUUUUGUGGUGCGGGGUAGCUGAGUGUUGUGGCCGGGGGACUUGCAUAUAAAGGCCUUAAGUCCAGUCUCAACUUGUGUGUCCGUUAUGCACACUCUUUCAGAAACAUCACUGACACCAUGAAUUCAACAGCAUAUUUUACUGGCCACAAUGCUGGAAUCCAGGUCGGUCAGAAUCCUGGGCAGAUUAACAGUCAAUUUAACUACAAUUAUUACAACCAACAAGAUGAUUCAAAGUCCAUUAAUCCCGAGCUUGAUAAGCAGCGAAUCGAGAAGGAGAAGGGUGGCCUUCUUCGAGACUCUUACCGCUGGGUGCUCGACCAUGAUGAUUUCAAAAGCUGGAGAUACACUGCAGGCAAUCAGAUGCUCUGGAUUAAGGGUGAUCCUGGCAAAGGCAAGACAAUGCUAAUCUGUGGUAUCAUCAAUGAGCUUUCAGAGAAAGCUACCCAAGACAAUAUCAACAUUGCCUACUUUUUCUGCCAAGCCACCAAUGCUCGUAUAAACAGUGCUACAGCGAUUCUACAAGGACUUAUUAGCAUGCUUGGGAAGCAACAGCCUCUGCUUCAGACCCACAUUCCUGCGAAGUUCUUUGGUAACGAGAAUGGGUGGUUUGAACUACGCAGCGUUUUUGGGAAGAUACUCCAAGAUCCGGCUAUUAAGAAGACCUACCUAAUGAUUGAUGCACUGGAUGAGUGUGUUACUGAUCAGGAUAGACUUCUUGAAUUUAUUGAAGAGGAAUCAUCAGGUCAUCAACAUGUGAGAUGGAUUGUCUCAAGUCGAAACUGGCCGAGUAUCGAGAAAUAUCUCGAUAACACAACAGGAAUCAGACUUCAGCUUGAGCUGAAUGAAGAUAAGCUAGCUGCUGCUGUUAACUACUUCAUUAAGUAUAAAGUAGAGGAGUUAUCAAAGAGGAACAAAUACACUCUGGAAAAGAGAAAAAUGGUUGAAAACCACCUGUUGCUAAAUGCAAAAGGAACCUUUCUUUGGGUCGCCUUGGUUUGCAAGCAACUCAAAGAUAUUUCAGCAAGACACUUACAGAAAAAGCUCAAGGACUUUCCUCCUGGGCUCGAUGAAUUUUACCAUCGAAUGUUCGGCAACAUUCAGGACUUGGAUGAUGAUGUUGAGCUAUGUCUGUCGUUGCUCGGAAUCAUCACAACUGUCUAUCGUCCUAUUACCUUGGAUGAGCUAUCAUUAUAUCUCGAAUCACAGGACGAGAUUUUAUACGAUGAUCUCCAAGAGAUUGUCAAACUCUGCGGAUCCUUUCUCACUCUUCAAAAUCGAAUAAUCACGUUAGUUCAUCAAUCCGCGCAAGACUUUCUCCUAACACACGCAUCUCAAGAUAUCGCUCCUCAUGGGAUACAAGGCAUACACUAUUCUAUCUUUUCCAAGUCUUUAAAAAGUCUCCAUGAAACAUUACAACAGGAUAUAUAUAAUCUCGGGGAUCCCGCAGUUUCUAUCAUUCAGGUCAACCAGCCAGACCCAGAUCCGCUGGCCACAAUUCGGUAUGCAUGCGUGCACUGGACAGAUCAUCUCAAAGACUACUUUCCCAGGAAAGAGACCAGUAAGCAGAUCCAGGAUACUAUGCUUCUCGACACCUUUCUGCGCCAGGACCUACUCCAUUGGGUUGAAGCUCUUAGCUUGAUCAGGAUCUUGUCAGAAGGAGCCAAAUCAAUGAUAAAGCUUGAAGAAUUAUUAAAGGUAAGGGCAAGAGAGACAGAAUUGAUCUCUAGAGUUCAAGAUGCAUAUCGGUUUAUAAUACAUAACAGAGUGAUGAUAGAAAGUUAUCCACUUCAAACUUAUGUUUCUGCGAUAUUCUUCUGCCCACAGGAGAGUAUCACAAGACAUCAAUUUGGGCUUAAGGUCUUAGAGUGGAUAAGUGGAAAAAACGUCGUGGAAGAACGCUGGAGCGCCUGCCUGCAGACCCUCGAGGGUCAUAAUGACUCGGUCAGGUCUAUAGUCUUCUCGCAUGACUCUAAAAUACUGGCCUCUGCUUCCUAUGACAAGACUAUUAAGCUGUGGGAUACUGAUAGCGGCACCUGCCUGCAGACGCUUGAGGGUCAUGAUGCCUUGGUCUUCUCUAUAGUCUUCUCACAUAACUCUAAGCUGCUGGCAUCUGCUUCCGGUGAUAAUACUGUUAAGCUGUGGGAUACUGAUAGCGGCGCCUGUCUGCAGACCCUCGAGGAUCAUGAUGCCUCAGUCUGGUCUGUGGUCUUCUCGCAUAACUCUAAGCUGCUAGCCUCUGCUUCCGGUGAUAAUACUGUUAAGCUGUGGGAUACUGAUAGCGGCACCUGUCUGCAGACGCUUAAGGGUCAUGAUGCCUGGGUCCAUUGUAUAGUCUUCUCGCAUAACUCUAAGCUGCUAGCCUCUGCUUCCGGUGACAAGACUAUUAAACUGUGGGAUACUAAUAGCAGUGCCUGCCUGCAGAGACUUGAGGGUCAUGAUGCCUCAGUCUUUUCUAUAGUCUUCUCGCAUGAAUCUAAGCUGCUGGCAUCUGCUUCCGGUGAUAAUACUGUUAAGCUGUGGGAUACUGAUAGCGGCGCCUGUCUGCAGACGCUUGAGGGUCAUGAUACCCCAGUCUGGUCUGUGGUUUUCUCGCAUGACUCUAAGCUAAUAGCCUCUGCUUCCGACGACAAGACUGUCAAGCUGUGGGACACCGGCAGCGGCACCUGCCUGCAAACGCUUGAGGGUCAUGAUGCCCCAGUCUGGUCUGUGGUCUUCUCGCAUGACUCUAAGCUACUGGCCUCUGCUUCUAAUGACAAGACUGUCAAGCUGUGGGACACCGGCAGCGGCGCCUGCCUGCAGACGCUUAAGGGUCAUAAUGCCCAAGUCCAGUCUGUGGUCUUCUCGCAUGACUCUAAGUUACUGGCCUCUGCUUCCGGUGACAAUACCGUCAAGCUGUGGGACGCCGGCAGCAGCGCCUGUCUGCAGACGGUUGAGGGCCAUAAUGACUGGGUCCGGUUUCUGGUCUUCUCGCAUGACUCUAAGCUACUGGCCUCUGCUUCCGGUGACAAGACUGUUAAGCUGUGGGAUACUGAUAGCGGCACCUGUCUGCAAACCCUCAAGGGUCAUACCUCUGCUUCCGACGACAAUAUUAUCAAGCUGUGGGACACCGGCAGCGGUACCUGCCUGCAGACGCUUGGGGGCCAUGAUAACAUAGUCUUUUCUAUGAUCUUCUCCUAUGACUCUAAGUUAUUGGCCUCUGCUUCCGACGACAAGACUGUUAAGCUGUGGGACGCCGGCAGCGGCGUCUGCCUGCAGACGCUCAAGGGUCACGGCAACGCAGUCAUAAAACUUGAUAUUAUCAAUUCGAGCCUUGAAACUAACAUGGGUAUUUUUAACUUGUCUUUCCUUGCCGAACCGACAUUCUCUCAAGCACGUCACGAAGUACUGCACUCUCAGGGAUUCGGAAUAAGUCCUGAUCAAACCUGGAUUACAUGGAACUCGGUAAAUCUGUUGAAGUUGCCAUCAAUAUUCAAGGUGUCAGCCUCUGCUGACGAGUCCUUAUACUGA
This is a messenger RNA of Aspergillus homomorphus CBS 101889, 3821 nucleotides long. Its product is annotated as WD40 repeat-like protein. Bases 432 to 3821 code for a protein of 1129 amino acids. Gene Ontology annotation, cellular component: transcription repressor complex; nucleus. Gene Ontology annotation, molecular function: protein binding. NCBI's taxonomy places the organism in Eukaryota, Fungi, Ascomycota, Eurotiomycetes, Eurotiales, Aspergillaceae. The transcript is spliced from 5 exons. The record is from RefSeq and is a predicted model, not a curated record. Gene Ontology annotation, biological process: negative regulation of transcription by RNA polymerase II.